Messenger RNA from Ascochyta rabiei, 1116 nucleotides. RefSeq lists its product as uncharacterized. Gene Ontology annotation, molecular function: protein-macromolecule adaptor activity. Lineage: Eukaryota; Fungi; Ascomycota; Dothideomycetes; Pleosporales; Didymellaceae. Bases 1 to 1116 code for a protein of 371 amino acids. Gene Ontology annotation, biological process: vesicle-mediated transport. The record is from RefSeq and is a predicted model, not a curated record. The transcript has a single exon.
AUGUCAGACAUCUGCAUUCGACUGCCACCAGCUGCGAACGUGUUUCUAGGAUGGCUAAGCUGGCGCGUGUUAGUGGGGGGUUGUUUAAAGGAUACCCCACACAAAGGCCAAGGGACCUCCGAAACUCCGCAACUUCGCGACGGUACCUCGACAACACACCAUGGACGUCAAGAACCCACGGCGCAUACUCGUAGUAGGUGCACCGGGGUCAGGGGUGCUGAACUUUGUCAAAGGUGGUGUUCAGUAGUGUCCUUGCAGCAUUGCAAAGCUAACGUUCUCACAGAGCUGACGGGCUCUGCGCCAGAGCCUACUACCUUCGAAGGCAAAGAGACUACCGCAGGACUUUCGCACGAAUGGCGCCUUGAAACAAAAUACUACACCGCUACGCUACCGAUAUGGCUCGACGAGAUCACCGACGUGACUGAAUGGCGUACCGAAUUCAUGAAACCUGAAGCUCGCGAAGUCAUAACAGUGCUGGGAGGCUGGAUAUACUGCUUCAAGAAGCCAGUCGAGGCAAAAGACCUCGGCGUGAUCAAGGACACAAUGCAAGCAAUUUCCGAUGUGAUUGAGCGUGCUUGCGGUUACGCUGGUGACACCGUGUGUCUUGCAGUCGCCAUGCCACAGUCCACCAUACCCUAUCUUGAAAAGGGCAGCGAUGAGUGGGAGGAGCUGUGCAUGGAGCAUGGCUUCGAACAUGUCGACUUUGAGGCUAAAGGCAAGAAUGAUUUCGGUGAAGUAGUCGGUGUACAAAGGGUCAGAGAAGCGCUCGAAGCUGGGGAAUGGGAAAGUGGUGCUGAUCUGGACUUUGACGAGAAUGAUGACGUGGUUGACGGUAGCUUCGCGGCUGAAGAAGCAGAGAUGAAUAUCGAGCUAUUUGGCAUGAAGGAUGCAUUGCAUGGUGAAGACAGUGAAGGCGAAUUAGGCGACAAGGAUGUUGAGGAGUUGGAGGUCAUGAUGAGGAAGAUGGUGGCUAUCAAAGGUGCGUGCAAUGCCGUCACACACACUGAGUGUUACAGUGAAGCUAAUGCAUACACAGAGAUGGGCGAGGGCAUGGAAGAGGCUGAGCGGAAACGCUUCGCUACGAAAGCAGUCAAUGAUCUCAUGAAGGAGCUGUGA